CCUUGUCUCUCCCUCCCUCCUCCCAGGAGAGGAGCGCGCGCCUCCGCAGAUGGUACGAGCUGAUGAUGGAGAACAAGGAGGAGCUGGCGCGGAUCAUCACGGCCGAGAACGGGAAGCCUCUGAAAGAAGCACAGGGUGAAAUCGUGUAUUCAGCCUCGUUUCUGGAGUGGUUUGCGGAGGAGGCUCGACGGAUUUAUGGUGAUGUUAUUCCAGCAUCUGCAAAGGACAGAAGAGUCUUGGUGCUGAAGCAGCCAGUAGGAGUGGCAGCCAUUAUAACCCCAUGGAAUUUUCCCAGCGCUAUGAUUACCCGGAAGGUUGGUGCAGCUCUGGCAGCUGGCUGUACAGUGGUGGUGAAACCUGCAGAGGACACACCUUUAUCAGCAUUAGCUCUUGGGGAGCUUGCAAACCAGGCUGGAAUCCCAGCAGGAGUGUAUAAUGUUGUCCCUUGUUCCAGACAACAGACAGCAGCUGUAGGGGAAGUUCUGUGCACUGAUCCAUUGGUAUCCAAAAUAUCUUUUACUGGCUCUACAGCAACAGGAAAGAUCUUGCUGAAACACGCAGCUGGCACUGUGAAGAGAGUUUCCAUGGAGCUUGGAGGACAUGCUCCUUUUAUUGUGUUUGACAGCGCCAAUGUGGAUCGGGCUGUUGCAGGAGCCCUUGCUUCUAAGUUUAGAAACUCAGGACAGACUUGCGUUUGCACAAACCGUUUCCUGGUGCAAAAGGGAAUUCAUGAUGAAUUCGUGGAAAAGUUUGCUAAAGCUAUAGAGAAAGAAUUGCAUGUUGGAAAUGGAUUUGAUGCAAAAACUACCCAAGGACCACUAAUAAAUGAAAAAGCAGUGGAGAAGGUAGAGAAACACAUUAAGGAUGCAGUUUCACAAGGAGCAUCUAUUGUGACUGGAGGGAAACGACACAGCUUGGGGAAGAAUUUCUUUGAGCCAACGUUACUUACUAAUGUUACAACAAAAAUGCUUUGCACUCAAGAGGAGACAUUUGGCCCUUUGGCACCAGUUAUCAGAUUUGACACUGAAGCAGAAGCUGUUGCUAUAGCAAAUGCAGCUAAUGUGGGUUUAGCAGGGUAUUUCUACUCCCAAGAUCCAGCUCAGAUCUGGAGGGUUGCAGAACAGAUGGAAGUUGGAAUGGUUGGUGUUAAUGAAGGCAUAAUCUCAUCUGUGGAGUGUCCUUUUGGUGGGGUAAAGGAGUCUGGCUUAGGGCGAGAAGGCUCAAAGUACGGCAUUGAUGAAUACUUAGAAAUAAAAUAUGUCUGCUUGGGAGGAUUAUAAAAGCCUUCAAACAGCACAGUCCCCGCAACUUCAGAAAGGGUGCUGUUGUUCUAAUAAGCUUCUUGAGCCAGAAAUAUGUAUGAAUGCAACUUCUACCUUCUUUAGAACUAAUCAACCCUGUCCUGUGUGUGUAUAGAGGUAUCUACAGUAAUCUGUGCUGCCAAAUGUUUUUACAUGGUCUUUGUUUAUACAUCCAAUUUUUCAGCAAUGUGAUCACAAUGUCCAUUAUUUUUAGUAAUGAGUAGGGAUAUACAUUUAUUUUUCUUAGAUUAUCCCUGUGUAACUGGGAGAACUUUGAGACUUGUGCUUAAUUAAAACAGAUUGUAACCUAUAGCAAGGGAAACUAGACCACCAUUUUUUACUACCAUUAGUAUUUCAGUGUGGAUAAGGGAGGCUUUGGGAUAGCACUCUCCCUUUAGAAUUUAGUGUAAAUACUCACAGUUUCUAAUGUGGUUAUGUGACCUCCUUUAGAAGCAAGUGUAUGAGGGGGGUGGUUUGUUUUUUAUUUUUCAUUGUGG
Ficedula albicollis (Collared flycatcher) is the source of this 1798-nucleotide messenger RNA. It is a transcript of the gene ALDH5A1, whose product is annotated as aldehyde dehydrogenase 5 family member A1. The record is from RefSeq and is a predicted model, not a curated record. Bases 63 to 1280 code for a protein of 405 amino acids. Gene Ontology annotation, biological process: GABA catabolic process. NCBI's taxonomy places the organism in Eukaryota, Metazoa, Chordata, Aves, Passeriformes, Muscicapidae. The transcript is spliced from 10 exons. Gene Ontology annotation, molecular function: succinate-semialdehyde dehydrogenase (NAD+) activity.